This is a messenger RNA of Phasianus colchicus (ring-necked pheasant), 1668 nucleotides long. The record is from RefSeq and is a predicted model, not a curated record. NCBI's taxonomy places the organism in Eukaryota, Metazoa, Chordata, Aves, Galliformes, Phasianidae.
AUGGAUACAAACAAGAUCCUGCUUUUCCUCUUAAGCACAGCAAUUCUGGGUGCCAUCUCAGAUGCCUCUCUGAGCUUGGUGAAUGGCCGGAACCGGUGUGAGGGGCGCGUUGAGGUCUACUACAAUGGGAGUUGGGGCACUGUCUGCGAUGACGACUGGGACAUCCGUGAUGCCGACGUUGUGUGCAGGCAGCUGGACUGUGGCUUUGCAGUUUCAGCACCAGGAAGUGCCUAUUUUGGACAAGGCACCGGCAGGAUUUACCUGGACGAUGUGCAGUGCACGGGGAAUGAGUCGUCCCUCUUUGAGUGCAGGAGCCGUGGCUGGGGCGUGCACAACUGUAACCACUAUGAGGAUGCCAGCGUUGUCUGCUCAGGUGCUAAUACCUCAACCCUUGUUCCUACUCCAGUAUCCACCACACCUGCUCGAAAAUAUUUUUGUGGUAACUUCCUUUCCAAUUCAUCUGGAACAAUUCAGAGUCCUUUUUAUCCUUCAAAUUAUCCAGAUAAUGCAGAUUGCUCGUGGGAAAUACAAGUCAUGAACAAUUAUCGCAUUAUGCUCACAUUUGGAAGUAUUCGGUUGCAAGGUGGAUGCCAGUAUGACUAUAUUGAGAUUUAUGAUGGUCCACCAAGUACUUCUCCUCUGCUUGGAAGAAUUUGUUCUGGUUAUAAUAUCAUGUACACAUCCUCCUCAAAUAUGAUGACUGUCAGAUUUCACAGUGACUCUAGAUAUUCAAACAGAGGGUUUUAUGCUGAUUAUCAUUCUUUUCCAGCAGAUCAGAACACUGCCCUCUUUUGCUUCCCAACCCACAUGCGUGCAGUUGUAGAGAGAAGCUAUCUCCAGUCACAGGGUUACUCCGUGUGGAAUGCUAGCUUGUCUGACUCUUCUUGUAGACCAAGAAUUACAUCAACCCAGGUUAUAUUCAACAUUCCAUACAACAGCUGCGGUACCCGUAGACAGAGCAACAACGAGACUUUCACCUAUUCCAACGUGAUAAGAGUAUUUGCUGUCGAUUCCAUCAUCAAGAGGAAAAAGGACCUUUAUUUACAUGUGAACUGCAAAAUGCUCCAGAAAACCUGGGUACAAGCAAUGUACAUUGCUAAUGACGGUAUUGUUAAUGCUGAUGAAACCCAAUAUGGCAGAUACGAAGUGGACCUUGCGUUCUACAAUUCCUCCUCUUUCCUUUUGCCAGUUUAUGACUUUCCUUACUAUGUUGAUCUGAAUCAGAAUUUGUUCCUUCAAGCUUCUCUUCACAGCAAUGACUCAAAUCUGGUGCUGUUUGUGGAUACGUGUGUGGCAUCACCCGAUCCUAAUGAUUUUACAACACUGACCUACGACUUGAUCAGAAGCGGGUGUGUUAAAGACCCUACCUACUCUUCUUACUAUUCACCAUAUCCAAGCGUCAGUCGGUUUGCAUUUAAUGCAUUCUCCUUUGUUAACCGCUACCCAUCAGUCUACCUGCAGUGUGAGAUGGUGGUGUGCAGGUAUGGUGACUAUUCUUCCCGCUGCUACCAAGGCUGUGUGAACAGGUUCAGGAGGAAUGCAGAAUCCUCCCAGGGAAAAGUGAGUGCUGUCAUCGGACCUGUUCAGCUUCAGGAGGCUCCCAGUGAGAACAGGAAUGCUGGCAACAGAGUUCAAGAGGCCGUCAAGGAACCUGAUAAAUUUGACUAA